Molecule: messenger RNA, 624 nt
Organism: Tetrahymena thermophila SB210
Lineage: Eukaryota; Ciliophora; Oligohymenophorea; Hymenostomatida; Tetrahymenidae
Product: transmembrane protein, putative
Exons: 3
Source: RefSeq, a predicted model, not a curated record
AUGGAGUUAUUUUAGCAAGCAGUUAAAGCACUAGAGCCAUACAAGUACGAAAAUGACUGGUCAAAAACUUUCCGUUAUUACAACGAUAUGUUUUGGUACACUUAUUCACUAGCAGGAUUAGUACCUCUAUUGGUGAUAUCUCUUUAUAGGUUCUUUAACCCACUUUAAAACGAGAAAUCAUUGCAAGAUUAACCAAACUUUAAGAAAACAAAAGGAUAUUUCUUAGUGAAAUCUCUCACAUUCUACGCAUUUUACUACUAUAUUUUAGAUAUUAUUAUUACAGCUGUUGAUGGAAGCUAUACAAAUGUCUGUAGAUUUGCAUUCCUUAGUCAUCAUAUCCCUUCUAUUCCCCUCCUCUAUUACAUUAACUGUCUCAAUUAUAUGCCUUGGUGGACAAUUAUUGUAGCAGCAUGGCAUGCUCUUUUGAUAGCAUUCCCAGAUAUCUAGCUGUUGAAUUACCCUUACCUUGCUAUUAUUUUUUACUUCCAUUACAUGAUUUUCUACAAAGAACCCUACUGCACUAUAGGCGUCUUUAAGAGUAUUUAAAAGGUCUUCCCUUUCAUGUAUGUCGCCUUAAUUAUAAUAUGGUGGACUGAUUGCAAAAAUCUUCUUCCAUUCAUAUGA